Molecule: messenger RNA, 8691 nt
Organism: Lepisosteus oculatus (spotted gar)
Lineage: Eukaryota; Metazoa; Chordata; Actinopteri; Semionotiformes; Lepisosteidae
Gene: ksr2
Product: kinase suppressor of ras 2
Biological process (GO): protein phosphorylation; Ras protein signal transduction; calcium-mediated signaling
Cellular component (GO): cytoplasm
Molecular function (GO): ATP binding; protein kinase activity
Source: RefSeq, a predicted model, not a curated record
UUGGAGAGUUGAAACAGUGAGCUCACUGCGAUGAGGGAAGCCUUAUAUCUCGCGAGAACCCCGCUCCUCUCCAAACUCGCUCGGUGCUGCUGCCUCUGUCGCCGUUGCUGCUAUUGCUGUGGAUUUGAUUGACAGGCAACAUGUCGGUGUGGAAGCAGAGAGCCGGGAUGCAGCUGUUGGCACGAGAGACAGAGAGCACCUGCACACAGUGCUUACACCAAUAAUAUUAAAACGCCGUCUCGUCUCUGUCCAUUGUGCAAUGCUGAGCUAAAUACUUACUCUUACUUAUUUAAGCGUCCAAAUACUCCAUGGAGCCAGCUGAAGCAGACGCUCUGUUUUAAAUGUAUUUCUCCUGAAUUUCUGUUAUAUUGUGUCUGACUGAGCCCUCAACAUCAGUACCGCUGCCUACCUGAACUGCUCUGAUGAAACCAAGCAGUUCCACUUCGGCAGGAGAUAAAAAAGGAAGACUACAAUGGAGUCGCCGUCAAAAUAAUAUCUUUUUAAACAACAGCAACAACAAAAAACCAUUUUGAUUAAUAAAAUUAGUUUAAUUUAAUUUAUUUCGGAUUUAAUUUAUUUGGGAAUUCUUACUGCAUUUUUUAAUCAUUGGUGGGAUUUUUUUUUUCUCCCAUCCGAUUCUUUUGUAAUUCCGACAAAAUAAAACCAGAGUUAGACAAGGGGAUCCGUGCUCGCAAACUAUGGAUGAGGAAAAUAUGACAAAAAGCGAAGAGCAUCAUUUGAGUUUGCAAAAAGCCUUGCAGCAGUGCGAACUGGUGCAAAAUAUGAUAGACAUCAGCAUCUCCAGUUUGGAGGGGCUGAGGACCAAAUGUGCCACAUCCAACGACUUGACACAAAAAGAAAUAAGAACCCUGGAGGGCAAGCUGGUGAAGUACUUCAGCCGACAGCUCUCCUGCAAGCGCAAGGUGGCCGCACAGGAGCGCAGUGCUGAGCUGGAGGGGUUUCCUCACCUCCUGCACUGGUUCCGCAUUGUGGACAUGCGGAAGGAGGUCAUGGAGGAGAUCACCCCUGGCCAGCUGACGUUGGAAGCUCUGCUGGAGAUGAGCGACGAGCAGGUGUGUGAGACGGUAAAGAAAUAUGGCGCAAACCCUGAAGAGUGCGCUCGGCUCAACGCGUCCCUCUCCUGCCUAAGGAACGUCCAUAAAUCAGAACAACUUGAGGACGACAAAUUGCACAAAAAUGGAGGAAGUAGCCACUCCAAGCAGGACUGGAUCAUCCAGUGGCCAGCAUCUGAGAUGGGAAAAGAGAACAACCCUGUGUGCCAGCCUGAGCCCAGCCAGUGGAUUCGCUUUCACCUUUCCCAGAGCCCUAAGGUCCAGUCCAAGUACAACCAGCAGUACGGCCACAGCCCUCAGACGCUGGCGACCUCAUACACGCACGUAGACCGGCUCACAGUCGAGGCCCACCUUGGACUCUUCGCACCCCUGGAGGCAGGGCAUCGCUCUUUGCCCCCCUCGCCUCGGCAGAGACACUUUGCCCACACCCCCCCGAGAACCCCCCCCGUUGUGACGACGAUGACGCCCCCAGGCACACCGCCCGUCAGGAGAAGGAACAAAAUGAAGGCCCCGGGGACCCCGCCUCCUGCCUCCCGCAAGCUGAUCCACCUGCUCCCAGGGUUCACGGCUCUGCACCGCAGCAAAUCCCACGAGUUCCAGCUCGGGAACCAGGUGGAUGAUGCACAGACCCCAAAAGCGAAGAAAAAGAACAAGCCCCUGAACCUCAAGAUUCACAACACUGUUGGAAGCUGUGAGAACAUUCCAUCUCAGCGCUCUCCUCUGCUCUCUGAGCGCUCCCUGCGCUCUUUCUUCGUUGGCUACCCAUCCUUCCUUCCCUCCACUCCCCCUGUUCACACCGAAACCACGUUCUCUGCAAACACACUUUCAGUGCCUCGAUGGUCCCCACAGAUACCCCGCAGAGAUCUGGGAAAUUCAAUAAAACACAGAUUUUCCACCAAAUACUGGAUGUCUCAGACAUGCACAGUAUGUGGAAAAGGAAUGUUGUUUGGACUAAAAUGUAAAAACUGCAAGUUGAAGUGCCACAACAAAUGCACCAAAGAAGCUCCACCUUGUCAUUUACUUAUUAUUCAUCGUGGAGAUCACCAAGGAACAACCCAAGCUCGUCUUGUUCGGACUGAAUCUGUGCCAUGUGACAUAAAUAACCCUCUCAGGAGACCACCCAGAUAUUCGGACCUGCAUGUCAGCCAAACACUCCCAAAAACUAACAAAAUUAAUAAGGACCACAUUCCGGUUCCGUAUCAACCAGAUUCCAGCAGCAACCCCUCUUCAACCACUUCCUCCACGCCCUCAUCCCCAGCGCCCCCCCUUCCUCCAAGUGCUACACCCCCCUCUCCCCUCCACCCCUCCCCACAGUGUGCCCGCCAGCAGAAACAAUUUAACUUAACAACUUCUCAUUAUUUCAAAUACAAGCAGCAGUUCAUAUUUCCAGAUGUUACACCAGAAGCACCAAGUCGUGCACCACAAGUUAUUCUGCACCCAGUCAACUCUGAUUCAGCUAAAGAAGGGAACCCCUUACUACAAAUUGAAGUUGAACCUACAUCAGAGAAUGAGGAAGGGAACGAUGAGGCAGAGGACUCGGAGGAUGAAUUCGAGGAGAUGAACCUCUCUCUCCUCUCUGCUCGCAACUUUCCCCGCAAGGCCAGUCAAACUAGCAUCUUCCUCCAGGAAUGGGACAUCCCCUUUGAGCAGCUGGAGAUCGGGGAGCUCAUUGGAAAGGGACGCUUUGGUCAAGUUUUCCAUGGGCGCUGGCAUGGUGAGGUAGCCAUUCGCCUAAUAGACAUCGAGAGAGACAAUGAGGACCAGCUCAAAGCCUUCAAGAGAGAGGUCAUGGCCUACCGCAACACCAGACACGAGAAUGUUGUGCUUUUUAUGGGUGCCUGCAUGAGCCCUCCUCAUUUAGCUAUUAUUACUAGCUUAUGUAAAGGAAGGACCCUUUACUCAGUUGUGAGAGAUGCCAAAGUUGUCCUUGAUGUCAACAAAACCAGGCAGAUAGCACAGGAAAUGGUCAAGGGGAUGGGUUACCUCCAUGCUAAAGGAAUUCUUCACAAAGACAUGAAGUCUAAAAAUGUAUUUUACGAUAACGGCAAAGUGGUCAUCACUGAUUUUGGUCUCUUCACUAUAUCUGGAGUUUUACAGGCGGGCAGCAGGAGGGAAGACAAGAUACGAAUCCCCAAUGGGUGGUUGUGUCAUCUGGCUCCGGAAAUCAUUCGACAGCUUUCACCCGACACAGAAGAGGACAAACUUCCGUUCUCUAAACAGUCUGACGUGUUUGCAUUCGGAACUAUAUGGUAUGAGUUACAUGCGCGGGAGUGGCCUUUCAAAAAUCAACCAGCAGAGGCAAUUGUUUGGCAAGUUGGAAGUGGAAUGAAGCCAAAUCUUACUCAGAUAGGCAUGGGGAAAGAGAUUUCUGACAUCCUGCUUUUCUGCUGGGCAUAUGAGCAGGAGGAGAGACCAAGCUUCUCUAAGCUUGUGGAGAUGCUGGAAAAACUGCCAAAACGGAACCGUCGCCUUUCCCACCCUGGACACUUCUGGAAGUCAGCUGAGCUGUGACAGAUGGAGUGAUGGGACUGUGCCUUUUUUGCGUGAGGCCCCGCCCUCCCCCUCCCUUCUUCUACUUUACUCUCUCCCCAUCUGGCAUGGAGCCUGGAAGUGGUGAACUAGCACCUUACUCAAACCUAAGGGUGCCAUAGGCGGAUUCCAGCACAGAGAAGCCUUUCCUCUCUGCCUAAAAUGUUUCCAAAUUGUGUGGUUUCUUACACCAUGUCAGUUUUAUCCUGUCUGUUGCCAAUUAAAUAUAAUUAUAGACAUAUCUAUUUUUCCCUCAUGCUUUAUUUUUACUAGUCUUUUUUUUUUCUAAAUGAAAAUAAGUGCUUAUUAGUCAGGUGACACUUUAAAUCAUGGCUAGAAAUUUCUACAGUUCCAACUUAAUAGCAGAGGAAUAACAUAAUGUAAUUCCUCUGAAUUCCGCAUGCUUUCAUGUUGAAAUCAGGUCUAUCUUUGUGACAUUUUCUCCUCCAUGAAGUACCAACAGAGGGCAGAUUUAAACAGAUUUAAAAGCGAAUACUGUAGAAUGCAGUGGAAUUAUUUAAGAUCAUCAGAGUUUAUUCCUUUGCUACUCCGUUAGUAUUCAUUAGGAAGCUGUGGCUACUGAACUGUUUUAACUCCAUUCUCCUGUGUCUUAGUUCUCUCUGCAUGCCUGUGUGCCUACAAUGGCAUGAACAUUGCACUACUAUUCAGAACUUCGUGGACAUCAUCAGCACCUUCACUGUGAAUGAGAUCGAUAUUACUGUUUCAGUGACAUUAAAGCACAGUAAUAUAUGAAAGGAAUGUUUUCUCUCAUUUCAGGGAUUUGUUCUGUUUAUUUUUUGCCAAUGUGUGUUAAUUAUAAUUUUGCAUAUUUCUUAAAUUUGUUUUUCAUACUGUAUUUCAUGUGAGUCUUAGUGUGACAGCCUGUGUGUCUUCUUAAGUGGUUUUGAACACAACUGUGCGUCUUUUCUUCGAUCUAUGGCUUUGUUUGCAAAACAAGGGAUAGUAACUUUUAUACUUUGAGAUUAAAAUAAAUCUCUACAUUAAAGGAGACAGAUUUUUUUAUUUUAAUUUUUUUGACGCGUUGGUAAGGCUCCAUUAGGUUUUCAGAAAUUAUAUAAAAUAAUUGGCAUUAAAAAAUAGAUUUUCUGCGUGAUAAUGAACACAAAAUGGACUUCAUCUGCUACAGGCUCAUGUUACAGUUGAAAAACAGUAAAGUUAAAAUUCCUCUCAUUAAAAGACAAAGAAAAUGACGUUAGAGCCAUAAAACUGCUUAUUUUCUCGUUAGCAUCAAUGCACUUAUUGAACUGCUUGAUUAAAUAAUUAAGACCAAUCUGAAUGUAUCAAGUCACCCUGAAUUGAAAGAGUAAAGUAGAGCACAUGAUUCAUCUUAUAUAUCUUACAAAGGAGGCAUCUCAAUAUAAGCUAAAGGAGUCUGUCACAAAAUCCUAUUUGCUGGUGUUGAAGGUAUAGCACUUGCAUCAUCCUAAAGAAUUAAUGUGUUUUACUUCACAUAACUAACAAAAUACACAUUCUUCAACUGAAAGCAAGUGCAGUAACUUCACUUUAAUUUAGAAUAGCAAACAUACAAUAAAAAAGCUAUAAAGACCCAAAGACAUUCAGUUACAUCUUAAUUUCUUUCUUUGUUUUCAUAUAAAAAGUGGGUUGAUUAAUAUUCACCACUUGCACUUCAGAUGUAUUUAGUAAUGUUGGUUUUAAGAUAUAAUUUGAGCUGGUGGGAUUUUUGGAUUCAUUACACAUCAAAUGAGAAGCGCACGUAUAAAAUGCUUGAGAAAGUGAAGUAUGAGUGGCAGUUAAUUACACAUAAGUGUGUGCCAACCAUUAGCAGUCCCUUGCAUGUGAAGUACCUUAUUAGUAGGAACUUGUUACCCCUGUAUUCAUUUCAAAAUAAUACAUUAAAAUGGGCAGACCAAACAUCAAGCAAAGUAUUUUUCAGGAUUUGUAUUUCAUAUGGUGGUGUUGGAGGUCCAUUUGUUUUCAUCCCUCUAGAAACCAAAAAUCCUUAAAGAAGCCUGCACAGUACAUUUGCAGGUUACUGAAGGACUUCACUUGUGCGUUUUUAUUCUGGAGUGAACUCCAUAAAGAAAACAGUUCAUUCUCUAAUACUCUUUAUAACAAUUGUUAUGAAGAUGAUUUGGGUCAAGCAAAUUAUUUUGCUGCUCAAACAAUUUACUGGUUUCGUAAUGAAAGGGAAAACGGAUUCCUCUUAGAAAAUAUUAUGAAUCUAUUAUUGCAGGGCUACUUUUUGAUCCUUUGUCUUAGCUGAAAUGACUGUCCUCUCACAAUAUGUAUGUACAAACACUCAGUGAUGAGAUAACUUCAUGAGAAGUGUGAGAAGUUAAGAUUUUAGUCAGAUUGUAUCACCAUGCUACCAUAUCAUCCUGCCAGGUUUUCCACUCAAGCCAUGGCUGGUUUCCUGGUUGAGUCAAUUUUUCCAAGGCUGGAAUUGCCAUUAAUUCCUGUUACACCCCCGAAAAUUUGAAAUCCGAUGCUGUUAAUCAGCUUGGUUUGACUAAUAUAGACCUCGCACAGGAGGAACAUGUAGGAAUGUCGGUCAUUUUCCAUGCUGUCAGUUUUGCGUCUCCCACCUGUUGAACCAGUCAGCUAAUGACCGCUCAGAAGCAACAAAUGAGAUUCAGAUUGCUCCCAAAUCUACAUUUACUGGUUUGGCUGCUCAAGAACAUGAGAAAUAAAGUCACAGUACAAUAAAUCCGUAUACUUACAAUUUGAUCAAAGAAAACUAAAAUAGUAACAAAUAUUCCAACCUAAUUAUAAUAUUGAGAGCUGUGCUUAACAUGCUGUGGAGUCUGAGAAACGCAUUUACUAGAAUGGCCACAUUGAAUGCUUUCUUAGUCACAUUGAUGUUCAGUGUGACACAAUCAUUUUUAACUAAAUUUCUUAAAAUCACAGGAUUUGAGAGAUUUUUAAAGUUUAGACCUACCUUGUUAUUUGCUUGAUCUUAGAGUAAUUCCAAAAAGUAAGGAAGAUCAAAAAAAUUAUAUUAUUAGUCAAUAUUUAAGUUACCAUUAUUUUAGGUUACGGCCUAAAAUUAAUGCUUUUUAGUUUUAUAGUACAAUAGCUACUGAAAGUAACCUUUUUGGCAAGGCAAAGUUUCUAAUACUUUAAUGGACCAUUCUAAAUAGGGAUACUGGAUUGUUUUUUUUAAAUCUCACUAACUUAUUUUGUCUUAUAAAUUUUAGAAUUUACUGUGAAAGACUCACUUUAAUAUUAUAUUGAAGAAGUUCCAAAGCAAAUUAAACAAAGUACAGCUGUGAGAAUGUGCUUAAGCAUUAGCAUUUUGAAGGGUUAAAAUGAUCUCCCCUUGCACAAAUUAGGUUGCACUGACCCAUGUGAGAAAGAUUAAAAUAAGGCAAGAUAGGUGAUCUUAUCAAACACAUGACUGAGCUAAUCAGAAAUCCCUGUUGUGGUGCUGCUUUUCUGAUCAUUCUAUAUAUAUCAAGAAACAAGAAAUUCCAAAAGUAUUUAGUUUUUUAUUAACAGAAUUUUAAGUUUUUGUGAGAAUUUUUCAUUAUAAAAUGGUCUUUGCCCAAUCCCAACCAGACUUUUCUAUGUACCCUUUCAUACCAAAAAGCUCUAGGUUCAUCAGCUGUGUUGAAAACGUUUUCUGUUUUCUGUGGCUGCAUUCUUGAUACCGAGAGUGAGCGUGGGCUGUGACCUGAAGCUUAUCAGACUUGUUGUUUCAGGCUUUGUCCCUCUGCUUCCCAUGUGCACAUUACUAACUCAGUGUUGUCAAUUUAGAAAACAGCAUAUAAAAGUAUGCACAACCCGAGAUACUGUGUUUGCUAAUUCUGUCUUUUCACUGAGGGAAGCACGUGGCAUAAUGACUUUACCAGUGACAGGACUUCAAAAGCAGAUUGUUUUCUUUCUAGCAAAUUGGCAGAAAUGUAAUCAGGAAAUGUUUACAGCUCCUUAGAUUUGCUAAAUGCAUAUACAGAGGGUUUGUAAAAUGAAUUCUGUUUACUAGUCACAAACUGUAAUGCGAUAGAAAAUGCGAAGAAACACAGAGGUGUAAUUUUAUAUGCUAAUUUGGAUCUAAGGCACCGUUGUUUUCCAAUAAUACACAUUGCUGCACCAUUUUGGGACUUGAAUAGAUUCAGAAAUGGGAGACACUUCUUUUCUCUCUUUUUGAAAAAUGUCUGCUUGUUAAUGAACAGCUUAUUGAACGAAGGACAGUAUACAGUGUAAACCUCCCACUAUACCUGUAAUGAACACAUUGUGAGUGCUAAAAUACUUCAUGGAAAACAAUGGAAAUGAAGUAGGUACACACUCACAAUUCAGACAUCUGCAGGCCUCAACGCAUAAAAUAUUCCAUCGUGGUAAUUUUAUUACAUGUGUUCUGGAAUCAUUGUAACUUGUCCUCAAAAUGCAUUAAAUCAGUACCACUUUCCAAUAUUUGGAAAUUGGAAUACUACAACCCACUGAUGUCAUUUUCUUAAUGAAAACUAGCAUCAUGCAUAGUAAUAGUUUGACUCCUACGACCAAUCAUGUAACUUUUCACUUCCUCUGAUGGAUCUUAAUUCCAGCAAAAAAAACAACAAUAAUGUAUUGAUCAAUGUUCCCUUUGUUGUGUCCAUUACUUUUUGAAGAAAUGCCAUUGGCUUUGAUUUGCUUUGCGAGUCACUGUUUUAAGUCACAGGUGUCAGUAAAGUACUGUAGCAUGUUUUUUUUUGUGUGAAUAGUGACAUUGAAAGCUUUGUCAAAUGCAAAAGGCAACCUCUGUAAACUACAAUAUUACAUUUUAUACUCUUAGCCUGUAUAAUACAAAGAGCUUGAUAGGUCAUUGUGUAUUUUCAGUGUUCCUGUUGAUGACUGUUGCAGAAUGAGCUGGGACUAUUACUUAUUGUAAAUUAGUUUGAAAGAGCACUUGUUUCUGGUGCAGACAUACUAUAUGAUGGGUCUACUCUUGUAAAUUUGUACAGUAACAUUUAUAAAGUUUUCUACACUUAAAAAAAUAUUUAUAAUUUCAGCUAAUCUAAUGAAUGUCAGCUCUUUAAACUGCAGAUGCUGUUACCUUUUUGUGUUUUGUGCAGCGUUUGGUGGGGUAAUGAUGUCAAAACUUAUUUAUGCCAAUAAAGAAUUUGAGACCUGU